GAAAAUUAUAGUCGCACUCGAACGAAGAUCAACAACUGACGAGGCCAGCUUGCAUGUUCCAGCGAACAGGUUGCCGUAGCACAACAACAUUCUUGUCACUACUUGGACGUGUGCGCGGGAUGUCGACAACUUCGUAUGAUUACAUCGUCCUUGGCGGCGGGUCCGGCGGGAUCUCGUCGGCCCGUCGCGCCGCAAGCUACGGUGCCAACGUGCUGGUGAUUGAGCGAGGACGCGAGCAAGGCGGAGCAGGGUUGGGAGGCACCUGCGUGAACGUUGGUUGCGUGCCAAAGAAGGUCAUGUACAACGCCGCCUUCCACGCCGAAAUUCUCCAUUCCGCCAAGGCGUACGCGUUCAAAGGGGUACAAGACGUCGGGUUUGGUUCGUUCGAUUGGGCCACCAUGAAAACGAAGCGCGACUCGUACGUGGCGCGGCUCCACGGCAUUUACGAGCGCAACUUGGCAAAGGACAACAUCACGCUUGUGUCUGGACGCGCGUCGUUCGUGGACAACCACACGAUCGCCGUGGAUGGCGCUACGUUCACUGCGCCGCACAUCCUCGUGGCCGUGGGUGGGGUGCCGCAGCUGCCGUCGAUUCCGGGCAUCGAACAUGCUAUCUCGUCGGAUGGGUUCUUUGGCUUGGAGACACAGCCGAAGAAGGUGGCGGUGAUCGGCGCAGGCUACAUCGCCGUGGAACUGGCUGGCAUAUUCAAUGCGUUGCAGUCGGAAACCGUCGUCUUUUGCCGCGGUCGCCAAGUGCUUCGCACAUUCGAUCCGUUGGUGCGGGACCUCGUCAACGACGAAAUGCGGCGAUCGGGCGUCCAGUUUGUACCCCACUCAGGCGUCCAGUCCAUCCGAAAGGAACCUGACGGUACGUUGACCAUCGAAGCGACCCUAACCACUGAAGAUGGACACUCCACGACCCACCACGCAUUCCGAGGCUUUGACGCGAUCGUGAUGGCCGUUGGACGCACGCCGCGAACGUCCGGAUUCAUGGAGCACACGACGAUUAUCCGAAACGAGAAAGGGUUCAUUGAAGUGGACGGGCAAGAAAACACUAGUGUGCCUGGGGUGUAUGCGAUUGGGGAUGUCACGAAUACCGGGUGGGAGCUCACGCCGGUGGCAAUUGCAGCUGGCCGUCGGUUGGCCGAUCGGUUGUUUGGCGGCGAGCCCGACGCGUGCCUCCACUACCACCAGAUUCCCACGGUCGUGUUCAGCCAUCCCCCCAUCGGCACCGUCGGGUACACUGAGCCGGACGCAGUCGCCAAGUUUGGCCCGUCCAACGUCAAAGUGUACACGUCGUCGUUCGUGAACCUGUUUUACUCGAUGUUGGCCCCUGAAAACAAGCCCAAGACUGCGAUGAAGUUGAUUUGCGUGGGCAAGGAAGAGACGGUCGUGGGUAUGCAUGUCGCGGGCAUGGGGGCAGACGAGAUGAUUCAGGGGUUCGGCGUCGCCGUCAAGAUGGGCGCGUACAAGUCGGACCUGGACAACAUCGUGGCCAUCCAUCCCACCGCGUCUGAAGAGUUUGUGACGAUGGCGCCGUGGGGAAAGAUCCAAGACCGCAUCACGUUGCCGUUUGGAACGGCGCGACCCCCGCCCACGAUGCUGGAAUAAUGAAGGGAUAUAUAUAUAUAUAUUGUGGUAUAUUCGAUACGAAUAAUUUCCAGACCCCGUCGAAUAAUCCAAUGAUCUCGCCGGUGAAUCGAAUCUUCACGAAUGAUCGACGCUAUUGGCUAAUCCAUUUUUGAGUGGAUUUGAUUGGCUCUUGCAGAAAGGA
Aphanomyces astaci is the source of this 1773-nucleotide messenger RNA. Its product is annotated as glutathione-disulfide reductase. The transcript has 3 exons. The coding region runs from base 54 to 1610 and encodes 518 amino acids. Gene Ontology annotation, cellular component: cytosol; mitochondrion. The record is from RefSeq and is a predicted model, not a curated record. Gene Ontology annotation, biological process: cell redox homeostasis; glutathione metabolic process; cellular response to oxidative stress. Gene Ontology annotation, molecular function: glutathione-disulfide reductase (NADPH) activity; flavin adenine dinucleotide binding; NADP binding. Lineage: Eukaryota; Oomycota; Saprolegniomycetes; Saprolegniales; Verrucalvaceae.